Fomitopsis serialis is the source of this 966-nucleotide messenger RNA. RefSeq names its product mitochondrial carrier. The record is from RefSeq and is a predicted model, not a curated record. The coding region runs from base 1 to 966 and encodes 321 amino acids. Gene Ontology annotation, cellular component: mitochondrial inner membrane. Lineage: Eukaryota; Fungi; Basidiomycota; Agaricomycetes; Polyporales; Fomitopsidaceae. Gene Ontology annotation, biological process: mitochondrial phosphate ion transmembrane transport. The transcript is spliced from 7 exons. Gene Ontology annotation, molecular function: phosphate transmembrane transporter activity.
AUGAGCGUCGCGUCGCCGCCACAGCCGUUCGCGGUCCCGCAGUUCACGACCAAGGACUACUCCUCGUUCUUCCUCGCAGGCGCGCUAUGUUGCACCGUCACGCACGGCGGCAUGACGCCGAUUGACGUCGUCAAGACGCGCAUACAGAUCGACCCCGCCAUGAAGGGCCAGUCCCUCCUCUCCGGCGGCCGCCUCAUCGUCGCAAAAGAGGGCGCCUCCGCGCUCCUCACGGGCUUCGGGCCCACCGCCGUCGGGUACCUCGUCCAGGGAGGAGCGAAGUUCUCGGGCUACGAGUACUGGAAGAAGCAGUUCGUCCAGAUCGCGGGCAGCCAGGACGCCGCCGUCGCGCACCGCACUGCGAUCUACCUCGGCGCGUCGUCCGUCGCGGAGUUCUUCGCGGACAUCCUGCUCACGCCCCUCGAGGCGACGCGCAUCCGGCUCGUCUCGCAGCGGGGGUACGCGACGGGGCUCACGACGGGCUUCAUGCGCCUCGCGCGCGAGGAGGGCUUCGGCGGGCUCUACGCAGGCUUCCUUCCCAUCCUCUGCAAACAGAUCCCGUACGCGAUCGGGCAGUUCACGGUGAACGAGUUCUGCCACGAGCUCGUGUUCAGGAACAUGUCCGAGGAGGCGCGCGCGAACCUCUCCGGCACGGGCAAGUUCACGAUCGCGCUGGGCAGCGGCGUCAUCGCGGGGUUCGCCGCGGCGAUCCUGAGCCAGCCCGCGGACACGCUCCUCUCGCAGAUCAACAAGGGGCACGGCCCCGAGGGCUCGAUGGUGCACCGGCUCGGCGUGCUCGCGCGCGAGGCGGGCGUGCGCGGGCUCUUCGCGGGGCUCGGCCCGAGGAUGGUCAUGACCGCGGGUCUUGUCAGCGGCCAGUUCUUGCUGUAUGGCGUGAUCAAGGACGCGUUGAGCGCGCCUCCGGGGCUGGAGAUACAUAAGGAGGGGAGCGCGGUGGUCAAGGCGUAG